CGUCGCGACGCACUUCGACGACGAAGUCGAACCGACUCGGAGAGUGCGAAGCCGACAACGACGAGCGACAUACACGUUACGCGCUCGAGAUCACUUCAUUACAAAACGAACGAACGAUUCAUCUGACACGCGAACUUUCGUUGAUAUUUAGAGACAUUACUUGCCGAAGAUUCUUUUUUGUCCCAAGCUCCUCACCGAACGGAACAGAAGCGCAAUGGGUAGCAGAAGCGGAAUGUAUGCCAGCAUGUUGGUUAUGGUGGCAAUAACGGUGUGCUACGCUGCGCCAUCGUUCAAGCCGAAAUCCGAGUGGCCGAUACGCCACAACGGAGAGGAAGCCCCGGCGAUUCUCACAUCGAAUUGCGAUCCUGCGAUCGGACGAUGCUGGGAGUGGCUGCCACUUGACGACAGGCGCCACGACGAGUACGCCGUCAAGCGAGAUGCCGAGUUCAACAGGGGACAACCGAUUCGCACCAGAGCCGUCGAUCGAGUAACGGCUGAUUCUUGGCCGCGAGCUACGACGUCGGCUUACGGACGACCUGCUAAGAAGGACAUGUUCAUGUCAAGAGGAUGGGGUGCCGGUGGCAUGCCCUUCUCCGUUCUCUACAUGAGUCCAAGAGCUAACCAUCACGCAGCUAGCACGGCGCAAGCAAAGGCACACAAGAAUCACGAUCCAACGAGAAAGCACAAAGAAUCGUCGCCGCCAUUGCCACUGACGAGUCAACAGCAGCAGCAGCAACAACAUCAACAGUCGAAUUAUCGAGUAUCUUUACGAAACGGCAUUCACGGCUCGCAACCACGACGUCAAUACUCGAUAAUCCCUCAGCUAUUCAUAUCGUAUGGUUGGGGCCCGUCAGGCAAGUAAAGCGAUUCCAUUCCCUUAUCUAACGAGACCUAACGAGAGAUUGCCAUCCCCUAAUCUCUGGCCUGGCUUUACCCCAAGUUAAGUGUCUACGCGUCCCACAUUGGCUCUUAUCCUAACCCUGAUCCCAAUGACCAAGCCAGGUUGCCAGGCGCACAUUUUUUAUGAAUUUGAACUAUAUCUUGACGUGAGCAGUACAAAUAAAUUUUUCGAGUACUUUCUCCAACGAAUCAAUUAAGUAUCAACGAAGAAGACUAACAGAUGCUGCGCUUGCUCCCUGACUCGGCCAUAACGUCGAUAUUCUUAUUUUUAUUUACUCUCUCUCUCUCUCUUUCUCUCUUUUCCUUUCUUAACAGCGACAAACAAAUCAGUUUGAAUGUAAUGUAUUGUAUGAUUAGCGACUAUUAGGCUACAUCGUACUCGUACGCUAUUGUUAGAAACACUGGGGACGUGUUAAUUAUUAAAUACAUUAUUUAUUUUUUUAAAAAUGCGAAUUUCAGAAUUCUGUUCCAAAUAUACAUAUAUAUACAUAUACAUCGUAUAUAUUUACUAGACUGCUAAAAAGUUAUUUUCAACGUUUUGGACCAUGAAAUUGUCGCGUGGCUUUUAAAUGUUUAGAUAUUUGAUUCUAUUAUUAAACGUUCAGUAUUAUUCGCCUAAAUGCCUAGAUAUAUAAGACUAAUGACGAUUUAACAAUCAAAUUACAAGUACAAAAAAAAACGAUUAAGCUCGAAGUAAUUUGAUGUUUCAAGACGUUGGGAUUAUUUGAGUUGCUAUGUAAGUGAAAAAUGUUCGCGGUAUAUGAGAAAUACUGUGUCAUGAGUUAGUAGAUAGUUCAAACGAAUGCAACCAUUGUACUUAAUUCCUUAUUAUUGAUUCAUGAAAAUAAAAAAUAAAACAUAAAAAAAAGACAAAAAUAUAAAAACAAAAGAACAAAUGAAAAAAGUUGCAUGGAAAUAAAUGAAGUACGAAAAACGAACAAGUUGCGCAAACUUGCACUUGCGUCCUCUCUUAUUGAUAGUAAAAAAAGAAAAUAAAGCAUUAUUUUGAAGAGUUAAAAUAAAAAAAAAUAUAUUGA
Phymastichus coffea is the source of this 1937-nucleotide messenger RNA. RefSeq lists its product as uncharacterized. Lineage: Eukaryota; Metazoa; Arthropoda; Insecta; Hymenoptera; Eulophidae. The record is from RefSeq and is a predicted model, not a curated record. The transcript has 4 exons. The coding region runs from base 215 to 862 and encodes 215 amino acids.